GAAACAGGGCGGAUGUUAUGGACUGUGAUUCACAGACUGAUUCACAUUUCUCUGCCGUGCUUCUCCUAGAGCGUUAUCUCGCCGAUUAUUGGAAAAUGAUGUAGGAGAACAUUCUUGCUCUCACCCGCAGAAAUAAGGACGCUAACAUGUUCAUAGGUCAUCAUUUUUCUACUGUGACCAUCAUGCUCCAGAUGUGUGUGCUGUGCUGGUUGUUGUCAGUUGUCGACCCCCAGUCAACAAAUUCCUCAUUUAAGAAAGGUCGCAACAUCACGAUCCACUCAUCUCAGCUGAUCUGCAGUCUGCCCGGUCCAGUGGGGCCUGCGGGGAACCCAGGAGUCCCCGGAUCACCAGGGGCCAUGGGACCAAUGGGCCCGCCGGGGAAGGAUGGCCCAGACGGAAAGGACGGAGAGAAGGGAGAAAGGGGAAAUAGAGGUAAUCCAGGAAGGACUGGAAACCAAGGCAAACCCGGGAUUAAAGGCCGCGAAGGAGUUAUCGGCAAGGCUGGACUUCGAGGUCUGAAGGGCCUGCGUGGGAUACCGGGAUUAGCUGGAAAACGGGGGCCAAAGGGAGAGGGGGGUGAUACAGGCCAUGAAGGGGCGCCUGGAGGCUGCAACUGUGACAGUGCAGCCCGUUCUGCCUUCUCUGUGGCGAUGACAAAGAGCUACCCCAAAGAGAAAAUGCCCAUCCGCUUCAGCCGGAUCCUGUUGAAUGAGGGGAAUCACUACAAUGCCACCAGUGGGAAGUUUGUGUGCGUUAUUCCUGGAGUCUACUAUUUCUCUUAUGACAUCACUCUUGCAAGUAAACAUCUGGCCAUAGGGCUGGUGCACAAUGGACAGUACAAGAUCAAGACAUUUGACGCAAACACAGGAAACCACGAUGUGGCGUCUGGGUCUACAGUUCUCCAGCUGCAGCGGAGAGACCAGGUCUGGCUGCAGAUCUUUUACUCUGAGCAGAAUGGACUCUUCUUUGACCCUUUCUGGACAGACAGCACCUUCACUGGCUUCCUUAUCUAUGCCGACCAGGACUUUCUCAAUGAGGCUGACAGGAAAGCAAAUGCUAAGGAUGACAGUUAAUGCUGCACUCCUGGAACAUGUUCCUGCCAUUGAACAAGUUCUGACACUAGGGGGCAGUCACUGAAGGAAGAAAGUCAACUAGAGAAACCACAAUGCUCUGUCACACUUCUAGGAAAACGCUUUUUUAAAUAAUUAGUCCAAGAACUGCCAGAGUUAUUUACAUGCGUUCAAGUUUUUAUUAAAUAAAACUGAAAUCAAUAACA
Molecule: messenger RNA, 1276 nt
Organism: Solea senegalensis (Senegalese sole)
Lineage: Eukaryota; Metazoa; Chordata; Actinopteri; Pleuronectiformes; Soleidae
Gene: c1qtnf2
Product: C1q and TNF related 2
Exons: 3
Coding region: 147-1073 (308 amino acids)
Molecular function (GO): protein binding
Source: RefSeq, a predicted model, not a curated record